AUGAGGUUCUUUCAAUGCCUUAAGUCUCUGGCCUAUUUGGGUGGUGUGGUACAUGCCUUUAGUGGCUUGCACUCAGCUCGCCAUGGUCUUCUUCAGAUUCCACCUUCAUUUGCACAUGAUGAAAUCAACAUGUACCCUGCUCUUCAUCCCGAGCACGACUCCAACAACUACAACCAUCUAAUCCCCGAGGAUACUAAAGAACUCUACUACAGUCAGGAAGGACAUCGCCCUGCCCUACAUGGUGCAAAACAUGGCCGGUUGCAAGCGACCUUCUCGCGACCUUCGGUUGUUUUGGACCACUCCAGCCAUAUCGAAGACGUCAAUUGUGGUAAUGAGCAUAUCGAAGUCUGCUUUUCUCCCGAGGCAUACCCAACUGUGGAAAGAGAAUGGUCCAAAUAUGACAGCAGCUCAUUCAAUCUCAUUACUUACCAUAUUGGAUGUGGUCACCUUAAUGGAGAGUUCCGGUCAUUCUUUAUUGCAUCCAACCCUAUUUUCGAGAACAACUGUGUGACUGUUCUCGCAGAGCUUACUGAUGAACAGGAAGAGAUUCAGGAAGGACAUCUAAACUGGGGAACAUAUCAACAUCCAAAUCUGGCCAAGCGUGAGCCUACAUUAGGACAUAUCAAGGUUGAAAAAUCAGACCCGCAGCUACAAAUGCAAGAUUUGAUGAGCUCAGGCUUUUUCGGCAAUGGAACAAUUGGAAUGGACGACCUCACAGCGAAUGGAACGGCUGUUAAAGAUUUCUUUGGAACCGAUUCCAUUAACACCGAUAUUCCGGAUGAGUACGAAAUAGGCCUUGACUACCUCUCGGAUGAGGAAUAUGACGACCUUAUUAAGCGAGGUCUAUUUUCUUGGAUUCAAUUGACUAACAAGCGACUAUCAAAGGCAGUUGUUAGUCUUAUCGAAAAGACGCGGAAGCUUGUUGAACUAGCAGUCAAGGUCAUAAUUGCAAUUGCAGUGAUCACUGUGAAAUUGUUAAUGGUCCCCUUCGGGUUCCCAUUUGAGCAAGAUUAUCACGCAGAUAUCGCCUUUGAUCAGAGAACUGGUGGGAAAAAACUUGGAUCAGAUAUAGCCAGUUCUCUUGGAGGGACCCAAAACAACUUUGUUCUCUCUAAACCUGGCGCAGCCGUGCUGAUGGAAUGCGAAAGUUGUGGAGCCAAGGCAAACUUCAGCUUCGGUGGAGAACUAGCAUUUAGCAUCAGCAAGGGUAUCUAUAAGGCACAAGUAUUCUUCACUAACCAUGAGGCUUUCAUAUUCGAUGCAGUCUAUGGCAUAACUGUUGAUGCAAAAGCGUUUAAGUCAAAGGGAAAGCUGAAAACGACAAUUGAGAAAGAGUUAUUCGCCAUUCCGUUUUUCGCCAUUAAGAUCCCAAAGAUCAUCACAAUUGGACCACAGGCAGUUGUUAAUGCCGCUGCAAGCAUAUAUGUCGAUUCUCAUGCUGAGCUACGUGCUGGAGCUAGAUUUUCAAUCGCUGCAGGAGAAGUAAUCUUGGAUGCCAUAGAGCCCAAAAGAAAUAAAGCAUCAGGCUUUCAACCAAGCCUCGAGCCAAUAUUUGAGCUCAGAAAAGGAAAUGUCGUUGCGACUGCAGAUCUAGCACUACCAGUUGGAGUCGAAGUGGCCCUGGAUAUCCUCGGCGGCACAUGGAAGAAAUCUGUUGGCGUGUAUACAGCGCCCUCUGUGUACUUCACAGCAGGAAUCUCCUCUGGUGAAGGGAAUGCAUGUGAUAACGGAAUCGAGAUGCGAGUUGGGGCUAAAAACCGAGUCUAUACUUCCGCGCUCGGUCUAUGGGAAUACGAGUUUAAGGAAUUGGGGGUAACAUUCUUUGAAACAGGUCUCGGCUGCCUCUCAAGAAAAGGGUUUGAUGCAGAGCAGGUACAGCCGACGACUCUGUUUAAUAAGGUUGCGAGUACAUUUGGUGGGGAGAGCAAACUUGCUUCUAACAAAACCAUCGCGCUGGCCAAGCCAGAGCCAGUGAUUUAUAAGGACGAACAUCUGUCAAAAACCAGCAAAGCCAACAGCAAAAAGCUAAGACGGUUGCCAAAAACGAGUGGCUUCCGCCUAAUUCAAGAUGCUAAUCAAACAGCGACUCUAGUCGCUGGAAAGGAUGGCCGAAUUUACUUGGCCAGCAACUCGGCCCAGUACGAUAUCAGCGCACCCUGGGGCGGUCUGCAAGUUAAUAAAAAUGUCUUCAGCUACGACGUCUUCGGACGUCUCAUCUGGUUCAAUGCUAAAUAUCUCGAGGAAGCUUUUAAAGACGAAAAGCUCAAGAAAAAAAGAAACUACCAGGAAUACGACACAGUACUCGACACAAACGGAAAGCCAAAUUAUAUAAAGUAUUUCACUCCCUGGUAUCGCAUGGUAGACCUGGGUGUCUCCGCAGCUCAGCAUAUGCCCAAAGGCGCUCAAUCUGCGUAA
This is a messenger RNA of Penicillium taxi, 2415 nucleotides long. RefSeq lists its product as uncharacterized. Lineage: Eukaryota; Fungi; Ascomycota; Eurotiomycetes; Eurotiales; Aspergillaceae. The transcript has 4 exons. The record is from RefSeq and is a predicted model, not a curated record. The coding region runs from base 1 to 2415 and encodes 804 amino acids.